Molecule: messenger RNA, 315 nt
Organism: Naegleria gruberi
Lineage: Eukaryota; Heterolobosea; Eutetramitea; Acrasida; Naegleriidae
Exons: 2
Coding region: 1-315 (104 amino acids)
Source: RefSeq, a predicted model, not a curated record
AUGGGUAAGGCAGUUCCAAUAACAGAAGAAAAGGAUUUUAGGGCUAUUUUCUCUUCAAAAGAAAAUGCAAUUAUUUAUUUUACAGCAACCUGGUGUGGCCCUUGUAAAAUGGUUUCUCCACAAUUUGGAAAAUUGUCCAAUUUGAAUUCAAAGUUCAAAUUUUACAAACUGGAUAAUGAUGAAAUGUUGGACAUUUUCAGAGAAUGUAAAGUCACUUCCAUUCCAUAUUUCAAAAAAGUGGUGGCAGGAGAAAUUGUUGAUGAUUUGCUUACUGUAGAUCCAGAUAUUCUUUCAAAUUGGGUUUUAAAAGAAUGA